AUGACAAAAUUACAAAUCAAACCUUUUGACCGCAAUUUUGGGUGCUCUAUCGAGCUUCCAUCUUACGCUCGUGAAGACCCCAGUUUGUUGACACCAAAUGACUUUGAAGAAUUGCGUACUGCUUUGUACAACUACUUGGUUGUUAUUAUACCAAAUCAGGAAAAGUUGAGUCCCAAGAGUCAGUAUCUUUUAACUAAGAUGUUCGAUAAAACAAUAGUGGAUUCGAAAGAUGAUGGCGAGGCGAAUUAUGGCCACGGUAAAGAGUUUCGUCACGAAAACUCAGUGUUAAAGAAGGACGGAUGCUCUGUUAAGUCACAACCGCAGGUGCAAAUAUUGGGGCAGGGGACUUUCAAAGCCGGUGAGCCCGGCAACGAAAACGGAGAAGACAUUCAUCUCACUCAUCCAUCACAUACUACUUUUCAUCACGAGCCCCUUUCCAGUGAACAAAUUCGAGAAAAGAAUCAAACGAGGUUCUACAGGUGGCACAUUGAUUCGGCAUUAUAUGGCUUGUCGCCUCCAAAGGUUACUACUUUACUCGGAAUAAAAGUACCACCAUCAUCCAAAGUUCAAACAAUUGAAUACGAUGAUGGCUCUGGCGACUCUUUACAACUUCUGCAAGGAGCGACUUGCUUUGUGAGUGGCAAAGAGGCUUUCGACAGAUUAUCUAAUGAGGAAAAAGAUUUUGCCCUAAAUACCAUUGUUGAAUAUGCGCCUCAUCCUUAUAUCUUCAUUUCACGUGCGAAAGCGACGAAAGAUGGGUUGACCAUGGUAUCGGAGGGAAAAGAGUUAUCAUUAUCAGAUCUACCUGAUUGGGAAGAGGAAAAAAUAAAGAAGCUUCCAAUGGUGUGGACUAAUCCUCUUACACGUGAGCACCAUCUUCAAGUACACGGAUGCUGUCUCUACAAACUCCACACGAAAAAAGGUAAUAAGAUUGAGACAUUGGAAAUGGAGGAUGCGAGGAAAAAAGUUUAUUCUUUGAUGCGCCCGGCAAUAGCUUCAAAAAAUGUGUUGGCACAUGGAUGGUCUGAAGGUGACUUGGUCAUUUUUUUCAACCAGGGAGUGUGGCAUUCUGUAACAGGUGAGUUCAAGGGCAUGAAUAAUGGUCUUGAUGAAAAAAGGCUAAUGCAUCAGUGCAACAUUGCGAGCGGCGAGGAUCCUGUGACGGUAUUCUGA
This is a messenger RNA of Candidozyma auris, 1173 nucleotides long. RefSeq lists its product as uncharacterized. The transcript has a single exon. The record is from RefSeq and is a predicted model, not a curated record. Lineage: Eukaryota; Fungi; Ascomycota; Pichiomycetes; Serinales; Metschnikowiaceae. Bases 1 to 1173 code for a protein of 390 amino acids. Gene Ontology annotation, molecular function: oxidoreductase activity.